CACACACACACACACACACACAUAUAGAUGUAUAUCCUGCAGCUGAAAAGGAACAAGUCAGUCUCUGUGCUGAGAGAGCUAUUGUCCAAAACAGGAAACAAAAACGAAUGUCUCAACAAGAGUCAGAUUGCCUCACUGAUAAAAUGAGAACAGGCUGUCAAAAACAAAAAGGUCAGAGGACAACCUUGGGUGUAGGUCCUCACCUCCAUCUCAGUGGAGACAGCCUUGAGUUCACCGCUGCAGUGUGUGCCAGGCUGCUGGGCUGCUGGACUGCUGGGCUGCUGGCCCGGGGACCCUCCUGUCUCUGCCCUGCCCUGCUGUGCCUGCUACCGUGCCCGGACUUCUGUGGACUCUGGGGUGGAGCUGAGCUCUGUUUUACCCUUGCGAGUCAGUCACUCGACUCGCCCAGCCGUCUCCCCAGCCGUGUAUUUUAUACUUACUGUCCUGUUGACACAUUUGAGCAAUGUUCGCAUUUCCUGUGAAGAGUCUGCUCGUCAUUUACUUCCAAACUUAAUGAUUCUCUUUGCCAGAAACUUCUUUCCGUUCUUUACAGCGUAAAUGACUGGACAUUUGUCACAUGCUUGGCCUUCUCGUCAGCUCUUUAUAUAUCUUAGUCAUCCACAUUGUGAAUUCCUUGAGUCCAGUUACUGUAUCUUGUUCAUCUUGAUAGGAGAGGUGUUAGAAUGAAGAACGUAGAGAGAGCCCGUUUGAGCCCCAUUCCCUAUUUAUUCCCCCAUGGGACCUUACACAAGUAAAUUACUUAGCCUCUUAGUGGAUUUCCCCUUUGUAAAAUGCUUCUAACAUUACUCACCUUGGGAAGCUGUUUGGAAGAUGAAAUAACAGUCCAGUGAACUCUGAAGACAACACUUCCAAAGGUCAUGGAAACUUGCUAGAAAUGAUGUACCGAGAGCCAGCGAGAUGGUCCUAUACAUUCCAGACGGUUUCCUUUAUGAGCCGUCUGAAAGUGCAGCUGGAGCCCCUUCCAGGGAGACUCCUACGGGCAGAGAAGUCCGUGCAAAUCUUCGAGAGGUCUGUGUACAGUGACAGGUAUAUCUUUGCAAAGAACCUUUUUGAAAAUGGUUCCCUCAGUGACGUCGAAUGGCACAUCUAUCAGGACUGGCAUUCUUUUCUCCUGCAGGAGUUUGCAGACCGGCUCUUGUUACAUGGCUUCAUCUAUCUCCAGGCUUCUCCCCAGGUUUGUUUGGAAAGACUGUACCAGAGGGCCAGAGAAGAAGAGAAAGGCAUUGAGCUGGCCUAUCUUGAACAGCUGCAUGGUCAGCAUGAAGACUGGUUUAUUCACAAGACUACCAAGCUCCACUUCGAAGCUCUGCAGCACACGCCAGUGCUGGUGCUGAACGUCAGUGACGAUUUCUCUGAAAACGCGCCAAACAAGAAGAGCUCAUGAGACAGGUAAACACCUUUAUAAGGAACCUGUAAGCAGUAAUUAGACAUCUUGGCUAUGGUCUGGUUCCGACUUUCUGAAGCUAGUAAACGUUGACCUUCCAUCCAUCCUGCUAUGCACAUCCACUUGGCCCUGAAGCAUCCGCACACUCGGGUGUGUGCUGUCUUCAGUACUGCUGUUAUCUUUUUUUUUUUUUUUUUUUUUUUUUUUUUAUCUCAAGCACUUUAAAAAUAAAGCUGACUUAAGGUUGUUUUUCUAA
This is a messenger RNA of Peromyscus leucopus (white-footed mouse), 1661 nucleotides long. RefSeq names its product deoxyguanosine kinase (gene Dguok). The transcript has 6 exons. Gene Ontology annotation, biological process: nucleobase-containing compound metabolic process. Lineage: Eukaryota; Metazoa; Chordata; Mammalia; Rodentia; Cricetidae. Gene Ontology annotation, molecular function: deoxyguanosine kinase activity; ATP binding. Gene Ontology annotation, cellular component: mitochondrion; cytoplasm. The coding region runs from base 896 to 1405 and encodes 169 amino acids. The record is from RefSeq and is a predicted model, not a curated record.